Dissoconium aciculare CBS 342.82 is the source of this 2502-nucleotide messenger RNA. RefSeq names its product Adaptor protein complex AP-1 gamma subunit. Lineage: Eukaryota; Fungi; Ascomycota; Dothideomycetes; Mycosphaerellales; Dissoconiaceae. The transcript has 5 exons. Bases 1 to 2502 code for a protein of 833 amino acids. Gene Ontology annotation, biological process: intracellular protein transport; Golgi to vacuole transport; receptor-mediated endocytosis. Gene Ontology annotation, cellular component: Golgi apparatus; membrane coat; AP-1 adaptor complex. The record is from RefSeq and is a predicted model, not a curated record. Gene Ontology annotation, molecular function: clathrin-cargo adaptor activity.
AUGAGCUCUCUCAAGCAAUUCAUUCGCAAUGUGCGCGCUGCAAAGACAAUUGCCGACGAACGCGCGGUCGUUCACAAGGAGAGCGCCGCAAUUCGAGCCAGCUUCAGGGAGGAGGGACACCAUUCGGAUCUGCGGAGGAACAAUGUCGCCAAAUUGCUCUACCUCUUCACUUUGGGAGAGCGGACUCACUUCGGUCAGAUCGAAUGUCUGAAACUACUCGCCUCACCACGAUUCGCCGACAAGCGGUUGGGGUACCUAGGGACAAUGCUGCUGUUGGACGAGAAUCAGGAGGUCCUUACACUGGUCACAAAUUCAUUGAAAAAUGAUUUGAAUCACAACAAUCAAUACAUCGUCGGAUUGGCGCUCUGCACGCUGGGUAAUAUCGCAUCCGUGGAGAUGUCUCGAGAUUUGUUCCCAGAGGUCGAGACCAUCCUCUCAUCGUCUAACCCUUACAUUCGUCGAAAGGCAGCGCUGUGCGCGAUGCGGAUAUGUCGAAAGGUGCCAGAUUUGCAGGAACAUUUCAUUGAAAAGGCGAAACUAGUCCUUCACGAUCGGAAUCACGGAGUGCUUUUGUCUGGUCUGACCCUAGUUAUCAGCCUUUGCGAGACAGACGAGGAGGAAGGAGGCGAGAAUGGCGUCGUUGAAGCAUUCAGGCCACUGACAGGGAGUCUUGUCAAGCUACUGAAGGCUCUUUCGCAGUCAGGCUAUGCGCCGGAACACGAUGUGACUGGCAUUUCUGACCCUUUCCUUCAAGUCAAAAUUUUGCAUCUACUUCGUGUCUUGGGACGUGGGGAUGCCGAGACCAGCGAGCAGAUCAACGAUAUCCUCACCCAAGUUGCCAUGAACACGGAAUCCUCCAAGAAUGUUGGAAACGCAAUCCUUUACGAAGCCGUGCUGACCCUGCUCGAAAUUGAAGCUGAGCCUGGACUUCGUGUUCUCGGAGUCAACAUCCUCGGAAAGUUCCUUUCAAAUAAGGACAACAAUAUUCGCUAUGUGGCUCUCAACACAUUACUCAAGGUCGUCGCGCUCGAGCCAAAUGCUGUACAACGGCAUCGAAACACCAUCUUAGACUGUCUCCGCGACCCUGAUAUCAGCAUCCGACGAAGAGCGCUGGACUUGAGCUUCACCCUGAUCAAUGAAUCCAACGUCCGCGUCCUGAUCAGAGAACUACUAGCUUUCCUCGAGGUCGCCGAUAACGAGUUCAAGCCAAUCAUGACUUCGCAAAUUGGCAUCGCAGCUGAUCGGUUCGCGCCAAACAAGCGAUGGCAUGUUGAUACCAUGCUGCGAGUCCUGAAGCUUGCUGGAAACUAUGUCAAGGAACAAAUUCUAUCUUCUUUCGUUCGCCUGAUUGCCACGACCCCCGACCUACAAACUUACUGCUCUCAGAAGUUGUACGCCGCACUAAGAGAAGACAUAAGUCAAGAGGGCCUGAAUCUCGCUGGUGCAUGGGUUAUCGGAGAAUAUGGUGAUGCACUUCUCCGUGGUGGCUCCUACGAGGAAGAAGAGCUCGUGACUGAAGUCAAAGAGAGUGAGAUCGUCGACCUGUUCACCACCAUUCUCAAUUCGAGCUACGCAGGCCAGAUCGUGACGGAAUACAUCAUCACCGCUGCCAUGAAACUUACGACCCGCCUACAGGAUCCUGCCCAAGUUGACCGACUGCGAAGGCUACUGACGAGUCGCCAAGCUGACCUCGAUGUAGAGAUCCAGCAACGAUCCGUCGAGUAUGGAAAUUUGUUCGGCUUCGAUGCCAUCCGUCGAGGCGUCCUCGAACGUAUGCCUGCACCUGAGAUCCGCGAGGAGCAACGUGUGUUGGGCGAGGCGACCAAGAAACGUCAAAGCCGUAUCCUGCCUAAGAAGAAGCCUGCUCAAAUUACCGAGCAGGACAUGCUACUGGAUCUCAUGGGCGGCGGAGAUGAUUCGACUCCUUCUGCUCUAGGUGGUAGCGGCCUCUCUAACGGCGCAUCGCAGAACAACAAUGCUGAUUUGCUCGCUGAUAUCCUCGGAGGCGGCAGCGACUCCGCCGGCCUCUCUCUCGGCAACUCUUCCUCCGCUGCCGCUGCCGCGCCUUCAAACAACAACGCCAACUCCAUCCUUGAUCUCUUCGGCUCCGCACCUAGUUCUGCACCACCACCACAGCAGCAGCAGCAAUCUUCCGAACCCGCCCAUCCAGUCUACUCCAAAAACGGGCUUACCAUCACAUUCAGCGUCAUCCGCACGGCACAAGCGGUGCAGGUCACCGCGCGCUUCCGCAACGUUGACAACACAUCUAGCAUCAGCGCAGUGAACCUCCAGGCCGCCGUACCCAAGACACAGAAGUUACAGUUGCAGCCUAUCAGUUCGAGCGACCUGGCUGUCAAUCAGGAGGCGGUGAUGCCAUUGCGGGUGACGGCCGCACAGGCUGGGGCCCCACCUCCGCCGCGACUCCGUCUUCGACUCAAAAUCUCCUACACCGCGGCAGCGGGACCGGUCGCGGAGCAACUCGACUGGUCGGAACCGGCUUGA